Enterobius vermicularis (human pinworm) is the source of this 400-nucleotide messenger RNA. Lineage: Eukaryota; Metazoa; Nematoda; Chromadorea; Rhabditida; Oxyuridae. The record is from the annotation of a GenBank genome assembly.
GCAUUUGGACAAAUGAAGAUGCGGUCCAACCAAGAUUUCUCUAAAGUAUUUUCAUAUUUCCACAGUCGCUAAUUUUUUUCCUUCAGGAGAAUCUUCACGAUUGUUCAAUUUUAUUUCGGCUCUGUGCCGCCAAUUAGGUCUGCUACAGAAUUCAUCAAAGGGACUGCGUCAAAAGAAGCAGAGCGGCAUGCUGUGUGACUUGUCAGAGUUUGAUACUUAUCGUCUAGCAACCCGGAUGCUUUGCUGUGUUUGCCUGAAAAAGGAGAAGUCAGUGCUGUUGGAGCCCUGUAGGCAUGUCUGCUUGUGUUCGGAAUGUGCGAUCGAUCUAAACAAGAAAGAAAUACCCCGUUGUCCGAUGUGUCAUUUCAUUGUCAAGUAUCAACACGAAGUAUUCAUUUGA